AUGCGGUGCGCGAGCAAGGCCGCUGAGAGCGCUUAUGCACGUCACUGUGCAGACGCCGAAGCAGAAACCGCUGCAACCGAUGUGUCAUCGGUUGCUAAAGCGUCUCAGCCUGUGUCACUUGGUGAUGCAGGCGCUUGUCAUGAAGACACUCAUGUCUUCACAGAGUAUGAGCUCGGUGUCUCAUACUCUCCUGAUACGGAAGAGGAAUCCGCAUCGAAGGCGGUUGAAACCAAGCCGCCUGCCAAGCGUGGCAUGGAUGAUGCUAUGCGUCGUAGCAUCUAUGGUUUAUCUGACGAAUCAGAUGAGCCAUCGCCGAAGCGAAGGCACUCGAGGUCGCUAGACUCGGGCGCUCACAUUGGUUUCGGUUCUUCUAUUGACGCCACCUCGCAACGAGGUGCCAGUAAUUAUGUCGGUACGUCGCAAGAAGAGCGGGAACGCAGUGUGUUGCGUCUCGCUCCCGAAAAGAAGGCACGGCUGCCUCCAAAAUCCGUCAUGGAUCGCUUUUCGGCGACGACGAGUGAUCGUUAUCGACCACGAUUGUUCGAUUCGUCAAGGAUCCAUCACCUUGACCCCAGUGCGAAAAACUAUCGCGCUGAAAAUGAUUUCUUCAUCGAUGCUUUCUUUAAACAUCGAUGGUACAGUGGGAAUCAAAAACGUGAUGGUACCUCACUGCUUCAAGCGUGGAACGCUGACAUCCAUAACCUUGAGGGUGUAGGUCGUGACGUUUGGAACGACAAACUUAUCAAAGCUCGUGAUAAGUUUGAAAAGCGAACCCCGACAGGUGCACGCUACAAGCUGCAUCGUCUGUCAAGGGAGAAAGGAUUACCCUGCCUCUCCUGGGGAGACUCGUGCCCAUGUUGUGUGAACAACUCUACACGAGCACCUAAGGAGGCUUACCUCCCUAACAGCCCGUGGUGGCGCGUACGUAUCUCUAUUGAGAUGUACGAAGGGAUUGACAACCUGAAAUCCCUUUACGACCGUGCCGGGAAGACAUUGUCCGGCGGUCCUUCUGCGGCAAAGGAUGUGCCGCGUCGUACUGCUCAACCAGACCCAGUACGUCAAUCAUCAGUUGGGAGCGGGGCUCCCAAUAAUCCCAGGACGGGGGAUAGCCGCGCCACCGGACGAGAUAACUCGUCCGACGUCCGUUCACGUCGCGGUGGUUCAACAGCUGCUCAACCAGGUGGCGCUGGCCACCACGAGAGGCCUCCAGAGAAGGUGGAGGAGGAGGGAAGACGCUCUCCAAGCCUCUUUGAUCGCGUAACGCAAGGGUUACGCGACGAUCUCGAGCAUGAGCGGGACAGACGUCUUCAGUUGGCGGACGCUGUCUUGAAGCAUCGAGAUGACUUUGCCUUUGCUCAGCUUCAGAACGAGAGAGCUCUGACGUCUCUGCGUAACGAGCUAAGGGUAGCUCACGCGGAAAUUGACCGUUCUCGGGCUGAGAUAACUGCUUUUCUGACCCUUGAUGAUGGCCAACAUCGCGAACACAAGGCUCUCUGUGAGAUGCUUGAACGCAAGGGAGUUCUUCGUCGGAAGAAACAGCGUACUGAUGGAACGGCUUUAGCCGACCAACGUAAAACGUGGGAUGCGUUCACAUCUUACGUGGCAGUUCGAUCGUGUAUGCAUUGCCUAGGCGAUGCAAUACACGAAAUGGACCGAUGUACUUAG
Messenger RNA from Peronospora matthiolae, 1665 nucleotides. Lineage: Eukaryota; Oomycota; Peronosporomycetes; Peronosporales; Peronosporaceae. The record is from the annotation of a GenBank genome assembly.